This is a messenger RNA of Pleurotus ostreatus (oyster mushroom), 756 nucleotides long. RefSeq names its product isopentenyl-diphosphate delta-isomerase idi1 (gene IDI1). Gene Ontology annotation, cellular component: cytoplasm. Gene Ontology annotation, biological process: isoprenoid biosynthetic process; isopentenyl diphosphate biosynthetic process. Gene Ontology annotation, molecular function: isopentenyl-diphosphate delta-isomerase activity. The coding region runs from base 1 to 756 and encodes 251 amino acids. The transcript has 3 exons. NCBI's taxonomy places the organism in Eukaryota, Fungi, Basidiomycota, Agaricomycetes, Agaricales, Pleurotaceae. The record is from RefSeq and is a predicted model, not a curated record.
AUGUCUGAAUCUCGUGCAGUCAUUGCUGCCCGCGCCGCGUUGGCCAGCGUCGACCUCUCAACUUAUGACCCCGAGCAGUCAAGGCUGAUGGACGAGCGCUGUAUCCUCGUCGAUGAACAAGACAAUGCAAUUGGUGCGAUGGACAAGAAAACAUGCCAUCUGAUGGAGAACAUCAACAAGGGACUGCUGCACAGAGCAUUCUCUGCUUUUGUCUUCCGGCCGUCGGACGGGAAGUUGCUAUUGCAGCAGCGCGCCACCGAGAAGAUCACAUUUCCUGAUAUGUGGACGAACACAUGUUGCUCUCAUCCCCUGGACGAUUUCGAAGCGGAGAAGGUAGAGAAGGAUCAGCUCGGUGUCAGAGUAGCUGCUUCACGGAAAUUGGAACACGAGCUGGGCAUUCCACCGUCGCAAACCCCGAUUGAUAUGUUCCAAUAUUUGACCCGAAUCCACUACCUCGCUCCUUCGAAUGGCCUUUGGGGAGAACAUGAAGUUGAUUAUAUCCUGUUCAUAACUGCCGAUGUUACUGUCACCCCGAACCUAAAUGAAAUCCGGGAUCACAAAUACGUCGACAAGGCGGAACUGCAAGCAAUGUUUGAAGACCCCGCAAACUCGUUUACUCCUUGGUUCAAGCUCAUCGCGCGAGACUUCUUGUUCGGAUGGUGGGAUGAGCUGAUGAAACGCAAACAGGAUGGCAAGGUAAACGCUAAAAGCCUUAGUGGCCUCGUUGAUGGUAGCAAGGUCGUUGCGAUGGUGUAG